AAAGCCCUGACACGCUGCCAGACAAUCAACAAAUCAGCUUCAGCUACAAUCGUGUUAACAGCAACAGCAGCAGCUCCUUAUCCUUAUCAACCAACAACAUGAAGUAUCUGUGCGUUUUCAUCAUUUUUGCCAUGUGCCUGGCCCAUUGCCUGGCUGCCAUCGCGGAGCCAGUCGCCGCAUCCUCGCCGGACGCUGAAGUCGAAUCGGUGGUGGGGGAGAAGAAGACGGAGAAACGUGGCAUCUAUGGCUUUGGAUAUGGUCACUAUGGACACGGCUAUGGCGGCGGCUAUGGACACGGACAUGGUCAUUAUGGCGGCUAUGGCUUUGCCAGUCCCUAUUAUGGCGGCUUCGAGUAUGUGCAUCAUGCCACACCCUACUAUGGUGGCCAUCAUGCCAGUUUCUAUCCUUAUCAUCAUGGUCAUUAUGGUUACUAUUAAGGGAAGCCAGCAACAAUCACAACACAACAACAGUAACAACAUUCCAUUUUAUCAACAAUUGCGUCCCACCACGCUCAUCGCUGCACCAUCACAAUGCAUAAGUAAUAAUAAUAAUUCAAUUUUUUUUUUUUUGUUUUUUUUUUCUGUUUCAUAUCAUACGCUAUGAAUAAACAAAAUGUCCUUUGAACGCUUAACAAAAA
Messenger RNA from Drosophila albomicans, 637 nucleotides. Its product is annotated as chorion class B protein M3A5. The record is from RefSeq and is a predicted model, not a curated record. The coding region runs from base 99 to 437 and encodes 112 amino acids. NCBI's taxonomy places the organism in Eukaryota, Metazoa, Arthropoda, Insecta, Diptera, Drosophilidae. The transcript is spliced from 2 exons.